AUGCCGGGCAUUUACAGCGUGUAUAUCAUCUCGAGAAGCGGUGGUCUUAUAUUCAACUACGACUGCGAACACAACUUCGUGUCCUCGGAGGUCGAGAAGACAUUCAGUUAUCCAUUGGAUGUGAAACUGGAUUUCAUUCACCAGAAGUUGAUCGUCAGUUUCGGACAGAGGGAUGGCAUCAGAGUUGGCUAUACGUUGCUCGCCAUCAAUGGUCAGCCCUUUAGUGGUCGCAAAAUGGAUGAUAAGGACGUUAUGGACGACAUUCUCGCCAAUGAAGACAAUUAUCCCAUAAAUCUUAAGUUUGGUUUGCAGAGACUGACCACUAAUGAGAAGAUAGUGUUGUCGUCGAUGUUUCACUCGCUGUACGCCAUCGCAGCCCUUCAGAUCUGCACCAAAGGCCGCAACGAU
Oppiella nova is the source of this 408-nucleotide messenger RNA. The record is from the annotation of a GenBank genome assembly. NCBI's taxonomy places the organism in Eukaryota, Metazoa, Arthropoda, Arachnida, Sarcoptiformes, Oppiidae.